Molecule: messenger RNA, 500 nt
Organism: Racocetra persica
Lineage: Eukaryota; Fungi; Glomeromycota; Glomeromycetes; Diversisporales; Gigasporaceae
Source: the annotation of a GenBank genome assembly
UGUAUCCGAAAGGUCUCGAUAUUCCAAAAGAUAUCACUCCUCCAGAAGGCAAUUGCUUUAAGUUUUCCUUAUUCACUAGUGGAUUUCUUUGGUAUAAAUGUACCAAUCAUACAUGGGUACCCAGUGAAGCUCGCCUAUUAUAUUUUAAUGAUCAAAAUGAUACAUCUUCCUAUCCAUGCUCAGCCGUGGCUUCUACAUUCAAUGUCCCAGCUCCAGGUUCGGGUAUUAGAUCGAUUAUUCCAAAAGAUAAUUCAUCAUUGGUUGUAACUACUGUUGCUGAACAUCCGACACAUGAUUCGAAAGAUCUUCCUUGGGCACUUGGAAAAGCUAGCGAUAAUGAAGGAGAAGAAGCGUUCGAAGAUAUUACCUUUCUCGUUCGUGUCAAUACUUGCGGCGGAGUUGUUCCAUCAAAUGUGAAAUGCGGAUCUGACUGUUCAGAAGGUCAUAUUUACAGCACAAUAUUUUCCUCAUUAGUCUUAUUCUAUCAUCAUAGUAAAUAA